This is a messenger RNA of Rosa rugosa (rugosa rose), 919 nucleotides long. Its product is annotated as auxin-responsive protein SAUR71-like. Gene Ontology annotation, biological process: response to auxin. The transcript has a single exon. The coding region runs from base 145 to 600 and encodes 151 amino acids. Lineage: Eukaryota; Viridiplantae; Streptophyta; Magnoliopsida; Rosales; Rosaceae. The record is from RefSeq and is a predicted model, not a curated record.
UUCUCAUCCAAAUCUUCACUUUCCAUACCACUCUCAUCUUUUGGUGAGAAAAAAUAUAAAAGGGUGCACGACAAGAACUUCUUAGUUGGUCACCCAUCCUCUUAUUUACAUUUCUCUAAGCACGCUUUUCUUAGUGCUAAACAUAUGGAUAUUGUGAAGGGAAAGUUGGCGAAGAAUCUGAUGAUCAAGGCGUGGAAGAGAUGUAGUUUAACAAACCAAAGCAGCAGCAAGCGGAAGAAGAGCAAGGACCGAGUAUUGGCUCCGGAUGGGUGCUUCUCGGUCUACGUUGGACCAGAGAAGCAACGAUUCGUGGUGAAGGUUGAGUUUGCUAACCAUCCGUUGUUCAAGGUACUGUUAGAGUAUGCUGCAUGGGAUUAUGGAUACAGUAGUGGAGGUCCAAUUAUGCUUCCUUGCGAUGUGGAAUUGUUCUACAAUGUUUUGGCAGCGAUGGAGAACAAUGUUGAUGAUGAUAUGAUGAGUACACCGAACGAUUUUUUCUUCAAACCUUGCAGCAGUCCAACUCGUCAUCUUCGUUUAAAUUCGAGCAAGUUUAAGGGCUAUGGUGGUGCUUAUGUGCUGCUUAGUCCGUCACUUGCUUAAGCUAAAUCAGUUUUGACUAGCCAUCAUCUGUAUAUCAUCAUCAUCACCAUCAUCAUCGAUUUGUUCAGUAGUUAAGUUUGUGGAAACAUAUAUAUGUAAUUCAAGCACUUGAGAUGCUUACACAGAAGAUUAUGAGAAAAUAGAGAGAAGACUUCCGUUUUCUAUUUACAUUUUGUGUGCUUGAAAUACUCUCUUUUUACGAUGGAUUAGCUUUCCCAAUUUCCCUGCUUCCUUUAUAAAUGUUCCUCAACCGAGCCACCUUUUUCCUAGUGAUGCUCACAUACUUGAUCUCGUUGGGUUCGGGUCUUUAAAUAAUCUU